GAAAUUUCCAUAUGCAUGCAAGUGUGAUGUUCAUGUGAGCACAUAUCGUCAGCUAACUGGAUUCAACCAUGAUUCAACUUAAUUAAGAUUGAAGAUGUAGAUGGGGCCCAAACAAUAAUGAAUGCGGUAAUAGCAUCAUCACCAUAGCUCCUCCCACUGUGGAACUUUCCACCAAUCAGAGCCAGUCAUGAAGGAUAGCCUGACGACCAGACAGUGGGUGGCCCUUGGCAUCACCAUCCCAGCGUCCAUAUUUCUCCUUUACCUUCUCUUCAAGAAAAGGGAUGAAGAGGAAGAUUAUCGGCCUUCCAAAGAUCUUGCCACUGGUCAGCAGCUGACCAUAGAACUGAGGGUGCCAUACGACAAAGUAGGAGCAAUCAUCGGUCAACAAGGUGUAACUAUUAAAAAGAUCCAGGAUGAGACGUCUUGCCGAGUGAAAUUUCAGAGUGAGACAGGACUAGAGGAGAAGGAGGACCGGCUGCUGGUGAUCCGAGGCAAGCCAGACAAUGCCCUGCAGGCUGAGCAGCGAGUGCGGAAGAUCCUUGCCGAGCCCAAUGCCGUACAGACACUAGAGUUGAAGAUCCCUCAGUGGGCCAUUGGCAGGAUCAUCGGUCGUAAUGGGGAUAACAUCCGCCAGAUUUGCCGCACCAGCAAGGCCAGGGUGCGCAUCGAGAGGGAUGAUGACAGACGAGAUCCCCACGCUCUGCGGGAAUGCAUCAUUAAGGGAACACACGAACAAAUACGAUAUGCAAAGGGAUUGAUAGACGAGGAAAUUGCCCAAGAAGAGGAAUACAGACGGAAACUGGAGAAUGCCUCAGCCAAUAGGAAACAACGAGGCUCCAAAACAUCGAGAGACGUGAUGCCUCGAGACCAGAGACAAGCUGUGGACACAGCGACCGCCGACAAUCAUACCAAAGAUGAUUCCGAUGCAGUUGAGCACAUUGUGCAGAUGCCAACCCACGACGACUAUUUCAGCGUCUACGUGUCGGCCGUCGAGCACAUGGGUCACUUCUGGCUGCAAGUGCUCGGCCCCAAGGCUGGUACACUGGACCUGAUGAUACAGAAUAUGACCGAGUACUACGCCGUGGAGAGUAACCAAAAGCUGUCCAAGCCGGAUACCCUGUGCACCGGCGACAUCGUUGCAGCACCGUUCCAGGGUGACGAGUCUUGGUACCGGGCCCGCAUCCUGGAGUUCCUGGAGGAUGGUCAAGUGGACCUGUACUACGUUGACUUCGGAGAUAGCGACAAAAUGCCCAGGGACAGUAUUUGCAGCUUGAGGAGUGAUUUUCUUAGUCUUCCGUAUCAGGCAGUGGAGUGCAGUUUAGCUGGUAUCCAGCCAGACGGGUCUUGUUGGUCAGAGGAGGCGAUUGAUCUUUUUGAGGAUCUGACGUACUGUGCUAAGUGGAAACCCCUGAUGGCGCGGAUUGUAAGCUACCAACAGACCAGCACCGGGACACUACCGUGCAUUGAACUCGUCGAUACCACAGGGACAGAGGAUGUAAAUAUUGCAAGCACCCUUGUAGAGAGAGGCUAUGCAAGAUUUUCAAACUUCAGCAGCUCAGAUGCGUCAAAUCAGGGCCCCAACAUAGCCAAUGGAUCAUCCCGUCUACCAGGGGAAACAUUGACUGUUCCACCAGAUUCGGGGGAGAGUGAAGGAGAGGAGGGGGAGUUUACCAAAGAGGUUUCCGUAACAGGCUGAUGUGGAGGGGUGCUGUUAUUUUUAGUUUAAUCAACUUCUUUUUUCUUUUAAUAAUUCUUAAAAAUGUUUUCUUUGGGUCUUUGGGAAUAAUAAUAAAAUUAACUGUUUGGGGGAAAGUUCCACGCUGGUUCAACCCACUACUUAUCUUUUGCAGGCUGUAUUGUACAAAUAUUGACUGCUUUGAGCAGGAAUAUAUAAUGCUCCUUGGAACACCUUGUGAAGCUAGUUUGACCUCACCACAAGAUAAAGAAGUCAAUAUUGUUUGGUAACACCCUUGCCUUAGAUUCUGCUUGAUCUAUGCGAUAACUGACCAACUUGAUCCAGAUGCAUAUGAAAGGGGUGUCUAUUUAAACAAGGAAGUUGUCGAAUAUUUUACCAGCACUUUUCCCAACUACCUCCCCAUGUCAGGUCUGAACCCAGCUCUGUAGUGCAAACACUCCAGAAUGCACGUAAUGCACACACCAGCAUGUAUUUGCACACAAUAGCAGUGGUCAUGUUUACUGCACUUGAGUUGCUACGGGUACAAGUCUGUCAGCUGUGUGCAGGGAAACACCAAAACUAGCGACUGCCGCGUGACUAGCUCUCGCCCACUCAAGAGACAGAGUCUGUGGGGGAAGUGUGAUAACUACAAGUACCACUUCACUUGUUUCAUUUGACAAAGUUUGCCUGAAAUGAUCCAGACUUCCUUGUAUAUAUUAUAUCCGCUGAGUCUAGAUGCACCUAUCGUCGGCUAAGACGUGGGAGAUUGGUAGGGGGAAUUUUAGGUAGGUGCGUAUUGCAAAUGCAAAGACUGUACGUGGCUGCAGAAAGUGGCUGUUGUUGCUUAGCGUAUCCCUUGCCAAGUGCGCUUAUCAUACACACGGUGUGUCCACCACCAAACGGGGCAUCGUUACUUUGUAACAAGAUGCCAUUGUUUGUUCUGUGUCAACCCUUCGCACGGGGCAGACACUUCAUCUAAUCGUCGACUUAAUGCUGUUACAGGGUUCUCAAUAACAUAGCACCUUUCUCCUUAGCGAAUUGUGUGGAAAGAAAGUGGUUUUGCUCAUGAUAUAUUGGUAUAAAUGCAAUGCAGGUCACUCACAGUGGGCCUGGUUGUUGUAGGACUUAUUUGUCCAUUUUGAUCAGAGCGUAAUGUUGCUUAUCUAACAAUAUUGCUUAUUGAAUGAAUGGUCAACACGAUUUGCAUGCAUUUUGAAGACCGAUUUUUUUUUGAAUGCUGCAACUGCUUUUCCUGAUAUAUUCACCCGUUUUUCAUAUUGUGUGAGUGUUUUGUUUUUCUGAUCUCAGAGAGACAGAUACUUGUUCAUCACAUUAUGCAAUAAUCAUUUCACUUAUUGUUUCGGGAAGAUGUAUUUUAAAUUUAUGUUACAUCAGUGAAGAAGAAAUUUAAUUGUUACUUGGUUUUUGUACUUUUGUCUCAAGACAGUGACAGCUAUACCUCGUCAGUUGGCCUUCAGGCAACAAAAUCUGAUCUUAUUUUUUCGAAAGAUUUUGAUGGAAUUAGGACCCAAGCAUUGGCCCAGUAGUGAUUGUGUGGGGCUUGAUAAGUGCUUACUGGCUCGACUAUACACUAGCAGAUUUUGAAGGGUUAAGGUGCUAUCUAGCAAAACUUUGCAGAUAACAAAAGUCACAUUAUGAGUAGUUGAAUGCUAGUGCUUGUAUCCAUCCUGAAAAAUGCAAGCGAGUCCCAGUUGCUGAAAGCUGGUGUUAAGAAAGAAAAAAAAAAUAUCAGAGGGAUAUUUGGGGAAAGAAAUACUCUUUACUGUGGUUGGCAGAUGUUAAUGAGUUCUUGAACUUUGACCCUGCAACUUGUGGAAUGGAGUAGGUUGUUCCUGGUUUAUAACUAGAUGUCAUGUACAUACUUGUCCACCCAAAACCCAGUUUUAUGAAGUCUACUCGUGACUUGUGAUUCCAUUUUUUUGUAGAUUUUAUUUCCUCGAAAUGUCUAUAGUUAAGCGUGUUGAAAUUGGUAGGAAAUGUAUGACCAAUUUAGAAAAUUUUGCAAUGAUUAACGCCACUCAAAACAUCUAGACAAACAGCCGCGUAUGAACUUCAAUGUGAACAGUAUUUGUAGGACCUUGGUUAUCUCUGUCUCGAUGUUUGUCGCUGCAUUGAAAAUUGAACAAACAAGUUUGAACUUUUGGUAACUCUGGAAGUAACUUUGAGCUCAGGAUUAAAAAGUAAAGUCCAAUUCUGGCUUUGGGCAUAGUUGCCUCUCUGAGAGGGCAAUUCAAGAAAUCCAAUUAAUCCUGAUUCUGCUGAACCAAGCUGUCUGGAGAUCUUUUUUGGGGGGGGGUAUCAUUUUCACAACAUUCAAUUACAAAUGACCAAUCAAACUUCAGCAAUAUUUUUGCUGACCAGACAUGUGAACUCUGUUUUUUUUCCUUAAAAUCAAAAGUCAAGACAAAGUAGCAAGUUUCCCAAUGUACUUGGGGGAGGAAAAUAAAGUUAAAAUGCAAGAUGAGUCAAAUAAAAAAUUCUUUUUUAUUGUC
This is a messenger RNA of Acanthaster planci (crown-of-thorns starfish), 4188 nucleotides long. It is a transcript of the gene tdrkh, whose product is annotated as tudor and KH domain containing. Gene Ontology annotation, biological process: spermatogenesis; P granule organization; piRNA processing. The record is from RefSeq and is a predicted model, not a curated record. NCBI's taxonomy places the organism in Eukaryota, Metazoa, Echinodermata, Asteroidea, Valvatida, Acanthasteridae. Gene Ontology annotation, molecular function: RNA binding. Gene Ontology annotation, cellular component: P granule.